Messenger RNA from Letharia columbiana, 1107 nucleotides. RefSeq lists its product as uncharacterized. Gene Ontology annotation, molecular function: oxidoreductase activity, acting on NAD(P)H. Bases 1 to 1107 code for a protein of 368 amino acids. Lineage: Eukaryota; Fungi; Ascomycota; Lecanoromycetes; Lecanorales; Parmeliaceae. The record is from RefSeq and is a predicted model, not a curated record. The transcript has 2 exons.
AUGCCUUCCAACAGAGCAGCAUGGCAGACCGCACCAAACGUCAACACUCUGGAGGUCAAGUCCGCACCAUACACAUCCCCACGUGAGGAUGAGAUCGUCAUCAAGAACGGCGCAGUGGCCAUCAACCCAGUUGACUGGAUCAUACAGGAAAGGGGCAAGAUGAUGUUCACCUGGCUCAAGUACCCAUUCAUCCUCGGCUUGGACGUCGCCGGCGAGGUCGUCGAGAUCGGCCCCGGCGUCACUCGCUUCAAAGUAGGCGAUCGCGUCGUCGGCCACGCCAACGGAUCGGAUCAGCAGUGCAACAGCCCGGCCCACGGCGCUUUUCAGACAUACACCGUCCUCACCAUCAACGGGACAUCGCCGAUUCCCAGCGACCUAUCUUACGAAAGCGCCGCUGUCCUUCCCUUGGGCGUGUCCACGGCAGCCUGCGGUUUAUUCCAGAAAGACCAGCUGGGACUCCAACACCCAUCCGCCACCCCAAAGCCGACCAGCAAGACCCUGCUCGUCUGGGGCGGCUCCACGAGCGUCGGCUGCAACGCCAUCCAACUCGCCGUCGCGGCCGGCUACGAAGUCAUCACCACCUGCUCCCCGAAGAACUUCGACUACGUCAAAAAGCUCGGCGCGAGCCAGGCCUUCGACUACAACAGCCCGACCGUCGUCGCCGACCUGAUCCGCGCCUUCGAAGGCAAAUCGACCGCCGGCGCCCUCUCCAUCGGUCACCGCGCCGCCGAGAACUGCCUGGACAUCCUCCCCAAGUGCAACGGCGACAAAUUCAUCUCCAUGGCCACGUACCCCCUGCCGCAGCCACCCCCGAAAAGAUUCGUCGUCCUCACCAUCAUGGUUUCCUACCUCUCCGGCUUGGCGAACAUCUGGGUCAAGUCCAAAACUCGAGGCAUACGGUACAACUUCAUCUUCGGCUCCACGCUCCUCUACAACGAAGUCGGCAAGGCCGUUUACGUGGAUUUCCUCCCGCAGGCCUUGGCAGACGGCAAGUAUGUCGCCGCUCCCGAUCCGCAGGUCGUGGGGAAGGGGCUCGAGCACAUCCAAGCCGCGUUUGACCUUCAGAGGAAGGGGGUGUCCGCCAAGAAGGUGGUUGUCUCUCUGUAA